Messenger RNA from Neltuma alba, 810 nucleotides. Its product is annotated as B3 domain-containing protein At2g31420-like. Gene Ontology annotation, molecular function: DNA binding. The transcript has a single exon. Bases 1 to 810 code for a protein of 269 amino acids. The record is from RefSeq and is a predicted model, not a curated record. Lineage: Eukaryota; Viridiplantae; Streptophyta; Magnoliopsida; Fabales; Fabaceae.
AUGUCUAAUCAAUUAACUCUUGAAGAUUUCAAAGACAUCAAAUUGAAUCCAAAUGCAACUCCCUUUGAAGUUUUGGUAGUUGUUGCACAAGUUGCUCGGCAAAAGCUCAGGAACAAAGCAAAUUCUGAGGCUUACUCAUCAUCAUCAUCAUCAUUAGCUGAAGGAAAUAAUGCCCAACCAGUCCCACCGCGGAAAAAGAGGAAAAAAUCCUCUGUCAUCACGCAUAAUAAUGGUAAUAAUUCAAAAACAAAUCAUCUUGAGAUUACCUCUGAAGAAUGGAUAAGGAAAUUCACAGAAAAGAAGAGGAGGGAAGAUAUUCUGGACGCGCCACCCUUGCCGGAGGAAUUUGAAGCACGAAUCAUCGAGAAAUGCGGCGGAACGAGGCCAAAUCAAAUCAUCCACAUCUACCAAAAGACUUUAUAUGGCACAGAUGUGAACAAACAACAUGGGAGACUCACCAUGUGUUGUAACAAGAUAGAGAGUUUUGAAUUCAUGAAAGAUGAUGAGAUUACAAGGCUUAGGCUAGGAGGAGAUAUUAAAGUGCCUUUGAUUCAUAAACCCAAGGAGGAGGAGGAGGAGGAUAAUGGAGUGGCUCUUCCUCCUCUUAGUGAGACCACAUUGACCUUCAAACAAUGGGAUUUGCAUAAAAGUGACAAUGACCCUCAAAAAAUAAGCUAUCAAUAUGUAUUGAAUGGUGGUUGGAACAGGAUUGUUUUUGAAGACAAACUCGAAAAGGGCCAUACAAUUGAUGUUUGGGCAUUCAGAGAUAGCGAGGACAUGCUUUGCAUGGCACUCAUCAAACGGGAAUGA